AUGGAACCAUCCACAGCUGCUUCCCGCGGCCCAUCUUCUGUGACUUCGUCGCGCCGCUCGAGACGCCAUCGGUUUGCCAGCCGCUCGCACGCCGGCGGCUCGUCUCACCAGCAGCUUAACGAGUUCCCUGUCUUCUCGACCACCGGUGAUGUGGAGAUCGUUAUUCGUGCUGCAGAUCAGGAGCGUCGAUAUCUGCUGCACCGGCUGAUACUGGCGCAGAACUCGGGCUUUUUUGAAGCUUCAACCAGCGACGAGUGGUCGAGCGCCCAAGCACAACGGGAGAUAAACGCGGCUCUCACUACCGGUACCUCGAAUUGGUCUGCAGGAGAUGUUUUGAGUCACACGGGUCUCGAGGUUACGCACGAGUGUGAUGAGGAGGAUGACGAUAACGGUGCAACCAGAACCAGUACGGAGCCAAGGCGAACGUUGACACAUCGAACUGGUAUUCCACCAGCAAAGACCAAAUGGAGGUACGAGUUGGAUUGGGAGAAUAGGGAAGGGGAUGAAGUGCCCAUCCUCGUGCAAAAGCCGCCGAGUAGUAGCAAGUCGGUGUUUGGGCCAACGCCGCAGCAGAUUCACCCACCGUUACCAACCCGAAGCAAACCUGUGCCUCCCCAGCAAGGCUUCUUUCGAUCGAUGGCCAACCUGACCGGAAUCCAGUCCGCUCUUCACUUGCCCCUCGCAACGCAUUCAGAGGAGAGCCUACCCGUUGAUCCUACUAUUCGUGACUACGACAACCUCUUCCGGAUAUUCUACAACUACGCGCCACAGUUAAAUCCGCACAAUAUCACCAUCGCGUACUCUCAGUGUAAAUCACUAAUUGCGCUGGCUGAUAUGUACGACGCCCUGACCGUUACCGGCCCCCGAGUGGACUACCACUUACUGCGCUUCUCCUCGUCCCUUUACAAGCAUAUUGCGAAAUUUCCCGCAAGCUACAUCAAACUUGGCUAUCAGGCUCGCAGCCGUGUUAUUUUUACAGAGGCUCUUAUUCAUAUCGUGGGCGACUGGCCAGUUUCUCAGCCGUUGGUUGGCCGGGACCACAAAUCACCGCUUCCUGAAGCAGUACUAGAUCUGAUAGAAGAUAAAGUGGAAGACCUCAAGGACGAAAUCAGACGCGCGGAAUCAAAGCUUUUCCGUUUAACUUUGACCACCUCACGCGGUGAACGGGUUACCCCCUUUAACGGCUAUUUAGACUGGCUCGCUGUAUCCCUAUUCCGACAGUGGCUGGUUGACAAUACCACCCCACCUCCGCCUACUAUAUUGAAAUUUCCAGCUCCUCCAACUUCAUCUCAGCGUGAUGGUAGAACCGCUAAUCCCUCAGCACCCGCGCGCAACGUGUCCACGGCUGGUGGAAGCAACAGCAGUGGCAGCCGACAACAUAACCCAUCGAACUCAACCUCUUCACGUCGAGUAGCUAGUAAUACAUCCGCUACCCGUCCUUCUACCAGCCGCCCUUCUACCGCUCGCCCUUCGACUGGGAAUUCGGCAGCCAAUAGGAACGAUGCCGAUACCAAUACCAAACCACAAGCCCCCUUCUGUAUUGGCCGAACAUACAGACUCAUCGGGUCUUCCAACCUACAGGCAUAUCUAAACCACGAUGAAAUCAAACGCUUCCUCAAACUGCAUCCAACGUCCUACUCUCGCGAAAAUCUCAAGCGAUUAGAAGGGAAAAUAGAUGAACUGAAACGCCUUGCAAGGGAAAUCGUCAAGCCACUAAUGCGCAACUUUCUCGAGCUGGACUUGAAAAGCUCUAGCGGCGAUGGCGAUACUUCGGCCCCUUGGCCAGGAGUGACUUAUUUGACUUGUACCAGAAUCGAGGAAGCCGAUCUUCCUUGGUAUUAA
Nannizzia gypsea CBS 118893 is the source of this 1842-nucleotide messenger RNA. RefSeq lists its product as hypothetical. The record is from RefSeq and is a predicted model, not a curated record. Lineage: Eukaryota; Fungi; Ascomycota; Eurotiomycetes; Onygenales; Arthrodermataceae. The coding region runs from base 1 to 1842 and encodes 613 amino acids. The transcript is spliced from 2 exons.